AUGCAGGGCUAUUCUUACACGACAUCAUCUGGGCCUCCUCGGGAAGGGCAGAAAAAUUAUGUCUUUGUUGACGAGCAUAAUAGGCAUAAGCGGCUGAAAGUUAUGCGAGCUUGUAAUGGCUGCCGGAAACGAAAGAUAAAGUGUGAUGCAGCUACGACAAAUACUUGGCCAUGCUCAGCGUGCACGCGUCUGAAGCUAGUCUGCAUCCCUCCCACAAUCGGACAAGAUAGCGACUAUCCUGGUCCGGGGCAAGGUAGUGAGACUGAUUCUGCUGGAUAUACGGAUACAUCGAAACAACCAGAUCCUCUACACCAUGGCCUUCCCAUUCAGCAGGACUUUGUAGGCGGGAAUCCCCAUGCUACAGGAAACAUGGGCACGUACUCCAGUGGAGUUGGGAUGUAUUCAUCCUACGUACCACAGUCACACAAUCAACAUGGAGUAUAUGGCGAGGCACAACCUCCUCAGAUUGCAGUCUCGCAUCAUUCGUUUCAACAGCCUGUUUUUUCAGACGGCCCUUCUCAAACGCUUGCGAGUGCGGACAGUGGUAUAUUCGUCGAACAGGACCAAUCAACUGCUGAAGGCCUGAGUGAGGCGCUUGGCGAGCUGAAAAUUGACGAAACUGGUAUUGGUAAGGAUUCUCCUGACGGCGGCGAAAUGUUACUUACUGUGAAGAUACCUAUUAUACUAACCUCUAGCGUAGCACCCUAUAUCAGGCAAGAGAAGCAGCGAAUGAAGGAACCGGAAGCCCCGGUUCAAGACGAGCUUGACGAGAAACUGCCGCCGCUCAGUACAGAGGCAGGUUCGACGGUUCGAAUUCCCCCGGAACUUAUGCCCUCCAACGAAGAGGCCAUGAACUAUUUCAGGAUUUUUUUCUCGGAUAUACACCCUUAUGUCCCUGUCGUUCACCGUUCCCAUUUGUAUCAACAAUGGCGGAAUGAUCGGGCUGCGAUCUCCCCAUUGUUACUCGAAGCUUUGUUCGCCUGCGCGGGGAGGAUGUCAGAUGAUCCUGCUCAGGGUGCACAGUGGCUCGCGCUUGCAAACCGGCACGAGUCAAGUUUCAUGGACGUGCCUCGUUUGAGCACCAUUCAAGCAUUACUUUUGCUGCUCAAAGCACGAGAAUCUGCACCAAAAAAGGGCUAUUACUAUCGUUCUUGGCAAACCGUAAAGACGAUUAUUUCAAUGGCCAAAGACCUUGACAUUCACGAGCAUUAUAGUAUCCAUAAGGAAGGCAAAUCUUGCAAUAUAGAUCCUGUAGAAUGCCUGGUCCAAACGAGGGUGUGGCAAACACUUUUGGUUGUUGAAGUGAUGAUUGGAGGUCCUCAAGGUUUGCAGAGAUUGCCUCCCCCCUCUCCUUCAAUGUUGGGUCAUGAGGAAUCUAACAUAUUCACAGGGCGUUCGGAUUACGAAGUCGAUCCUGAGACUGUGGAUAUGAGGCCAAAAUUGGACAUUCCAGGCCUUGAUCAAUUCGAGGCCGACCGAUCUCGACAGUUUUCUUAUUUUGUUCGAAAUGCAUAUCAUAUCCGUAUUUACACGGAACUUUAUCAUAAAAUCAAGAAACAAAAGGACUGGGGAGCUGAUCCUCGCUUUGCCGAAAAUAAUCCACUCUUCAGUGACUGGCUCCGCAGCCUUCCUCCUGAUCUGCAGGUACACUACCCUGAGGAUGGAUCUCCACCUUGGCUGCCUUCGCAUUUUGUCGGCAAUAUGCAUUCCCAUUGCCACUUGGGUAUUAUAAUGCUCCAUCGCCCACAGCUCCUUGCGUCGAAAUCCUUUGCUCCGGGAGGUGAAUGGAAGACUCAUAUGUCUUUGUGCUAUUCAUCUGCAAAAUGUCUAUGUCGGUUACAAGAGGCAAUCCUCGCUCGUUUUGGGUUACCUGGUCUGCUUUACAUGCAACGGGGCAUUAAUUUUACGAUAUAUGCCAUCUUAACAUGCACGAUGUUGCAUCUGAUCGCGAUUACUUCACCAGAUCCUGACUUUCACUCCGAUGCGCGCGACUAUUUCACUCGGCACAUGCGCAUACUUGAGCAGUGUUCUUCUAGUUGGCCACUUCCGGAGAUACAGGCACAGAUCGACUCUUUGAGGCUCGCGUUUUCUGCUGACAUCAACCGCCCAUUUGAACUCAAACCCACCUUUCCAUACGGAAGCCCCUCAGAGCAAUAUCAUCCAAGUCCACCGCCGCUUGAUGCACAAUACAACUCUCACUUCAGCCAGCCUCAAGCUCCCUCUCCUAGUCGACUGGGCUACAGCGCACAUCCCAUCACUCCGCCUAUCUCUGCCGGAGCUGAGGAUUCCAAGCCUGAGUCUCCUCAGCUGCAGACAUCAGGCAUGGUACAACAAAAUCCGCCAAAUCAUCCAGUGGGCGUUCCUCUAGUAGAUGAAAACAGCUGGGAUCCCACUCGGAUUAUUAACCAAUGGGACAUGGCUUUUUCUGUGAUCCCGUCUAACGCCAGUACGAACUCGCCACCUAUGGGCUUUAACACUGCAGGCCAAACUAUCGUCGAUACCAUGCCGAAUCAAUAUUCCAUGCAAUAUGCAGCUGCGGGGAAGAUGGCGUCAAUGGCUGCGACGCAGUCUGCAUCUCAACAGACGUUCAGUACGCAGCCGAUUGUUAUGACUGCACGAGACUGGCAGCAAAGCGUUGCUAGCGUAUACGAUCCGCAUGGGCUGAAGCGCAGAUGGAAUUAUUCGGUAGACAUGUCAUCGGAGAAUGCCUCCAAAAGGGCACGAUGA
Messenger RNA from Rasamsonia emersonii CBS 393.64, 2727 nucleotides. Its product is annotated as C6 finger domain protein. The coding region runs from base 1 to 2727 and encodes 908 amino acids. Lineage: Eukaryota; Fungi; Ascomycota; Eurotiomycetes; Eurotiales; Trichocomaceae. Gene Ontology annotation, biological process: regulation of DNA-templated transcription; DNA-templated transcription. The transcript has 6 exons. The record is from RefSeq and is a predicted model, not a curated record. Gene Ontology annotation, molecular function: zinc ion binding; DNA binding; DNA-binding transcription factor activity, RNA polymerase II-specific.